Homo sapiens (human) is the source of this 13012-nucleotide messenger RNA. RefSeq names its product calmin (gene CLMN). The transcript is spliced from 14 exons. The coding region runs from base 347 to 3388 and encodes 1013 amino acids. Gene Ontology annotation, cellular component: membrane; cytoplasm. NCBI's taxonomy places the organism in Eukaryota, Metazoa, Chordata, Mammalia, Primates, Hominidae. The record is from RefSeq and is a predicted model, not a curated record.
CUCGUUGUUCCUGUCACUUGCCUCGAGGUGGGAGGCUGGGGUUGGAUACCCGCCCCCAAGCCCCAGGGCGGCCAGCCGCGGCCAGGUUUACAGUUGCCCAGGGGGUGGGGCGCCACACGUGUGUGUGUUGUGGGGCGAGGGCUCGCAUUUUCAUUAGGGGGACGUCACCACCCCCUCCAGUCACCGCUGCGAGUUUGGAGAAGUUUGUACGUGGGCUCUUGGGGGCGGUGGCCCAGGUUAGGGAGGGGAGGAGACAGUGCGACUCUGUGUGUGUGUGUGUGUGUGUGUGUGUGUGUGUGUGUGAGUUCGCGCACUUCCUAAGUACCUUCGAGGCAAGGGGAAUUGAAUGGUGGGCGGCGCUUCAGGGGUUGAGAGGGAAAAUGUGCAGAAGAGGACCUUUACACGAUGGAUAAAUCUACAUCUAGAAAAGUGCAACCCACCUCUAGAAGUUAAAGAUUUAUUCGUCGAUAUACAAGAUGGCAAAAUCCUAAUGGCUUUGUUAGAAGUCCUGUCUGGGCGGAAUCUGCUGCACGAAUACAAAUCCUCGUCGCAUCGUAUUUUUCGGUUGAACAACAUAGCGAAAGCACUUAAGUUUUUGGAAGAUAGCAAUGUAAAACUGGUUAGCAUUGAUGCAGCAGAAAUAGCAGAUGGCAACCCUUCUUUGGUUCUUGGGCUGAUAUGGAACAUAAUCCUCUUCUUCCAGAUUAAGGAGCUCACAGGCAACCUCAGCAGAAACUCUCCAUCUUCCAGCUUGUCCCCUGGCUCAGGGGGCACAGACUCAGACUCAUCCUUCCCACCCACACCCACUGCAGAGAGGAGCGUGGCAAUAUCGGUGAAAGACCAGAGGAAGGCUAUCAAGGCCCUGUUGGCGUGGGUGCAGAGGAAAACGAGAAAGUAUGGCGUGGCGGUGCAGGACUUUGCGGGCAGUUGGAGGAGUGGGCUGGCUUUCCUGGCGGUGAUCAAGGCCAUUGACCCCAGCCUGGUGGACAUGAAACAGGCCCUGGAAAAUUCCACACGAGAAAAUCUAGAGAAGGCUUUCAGCAUCGCACAGGAUGCCCUGCACAUCCCCAGGCUCCUGGAGCCAGAAGACAUCAUGGUUGACACACCAGACGAGCAGUCUAUCAUGACUUACGUGGCACAGUUUCUAGAACGUUUUCCGGAGUUGGAAGCCGAAGAUAUUUUCGAUUCAGAUAAAGAAGUUCCUAUCGAAUCCACUUUUGUUCGCAUCAAAGAAACUCCUUCUGAACAGGAGAGCAAAGUCUUCGUUCUGACUGAAAAUGGGGAGCGUACCUACACUGUUAACCAUGAAACCAGCCACCCACCACCCUCCAAAGUCUUUGUCUGUGACAAGCCCGAGAGCAUGAAGGAAUUCCGCCUGGAUGGUGUUUCCAGCCAUGCGCUGUCAGACAGCUCCACCGAGUUCAUGCACCAGAUUAUUGACCAGGUCCUGCAAGGGGGCCCAGGUAAGACCAGCGACAUCAGUGAGCCAUCUCCAGAAUCCUCCAUUUUAUCAUCCAGAAAGGAGAACGGGAGGUCCAACUCUUUGCCGAUCAAGAAAACAGUUCACUUUGAGGCUGACACCUACAAGGAUCCUUUCUGCAGUAAGAACCUGUCCCUUUGCUUUGAAGGGAGCCCAAGAGUGGCAAAGGAAUCAUUGAGGCAGGAUGGACAUGUCUUGGCAGUUGAGGUUGCUGAGGAAAAGGAACAGAAACAGGAAUCCUCGAAGAUUCCAGAAUCCUCCUCUGACAAGGUCGCUGGUGACAUUUUUUUGGUGGAGGGCACAAACAAUAAUUCUCAGUCUUCUUCCUGUAAUGGUGCUUUAGAGAGUACAGCCCGCCACGAUGAAGAAAGUCACUCUCUUUCACCCCCAGGAGAAAAUACUGUGAUGGCCGAUUCCUUCCAGAUCAAGGUUAACCUGAUGACUGUAGAAGCUUUAGAGGAGGGAGACUAUUUUGAAGCCAUCCCAUUAAAAGCCUCAAAAUUUAACAGCGACCUAAUAGAUUUUGCUUCUACCAGCCAGGCUUUCAACAAAGUUCCUUCACCUCAUGAGACAAAACCUGACGAGGAUGCUGAGGCUUUUGAGAAUCAUGCUGAAAAACUAGGUAAAAGGAGUAUUAAAUCUGCUCACAAAAAGAAGGAUUCGCCAGAGCCUCAAGUUAAGAUGGACAAACAUGAACCUCAUCAGGACUCCGGAGAAGAAGCUGAAGGCUGUCCUUCAGCCCCAGAAGAGACACCAGUGGAUAAAAAGCCAGAGGUGCAUGAAAAGGCCAAGAGAAAGUCCACCCGUCCUCAUUAUGAGGAAGAGGGAGAAGACGAUGACCUCCAGGGUGUGGGCGAGGAAUUAUCUUCCAGCCCCCCAAGCAGCUGUGUCAGCUUGGAGACCCUUGGGAGUCACAGCGAAGAAGGCCUGGAUUUCAAGCCCUCCCCACCCCUCUCAAAGGUUUCCGUCAUUCCCCACGACCUCUUCUAUUUCCCACACUAUGAGGUUCCCCUGGCUGCAGUUUUGGAGGCUUAUGUAGAAGACCCGGAGGAUCUAAAAAAUGAAGAAAUGGAUCUCGAAGAGCCAGAGGGCUAUAUGCCAGACCUGGACUCCAGGGAGGAGGAGGCCGAUGGCUCUCAGAGCAGCUCCAGUUCCUCGGUGCCAGGAGAGAGCCUCCCCAGUGCCAGCGACCAGGUGCUGUAUCUCAGCAGGGGUGGUGUGGGUACCACACCAGCCUCAGAACCCGCUCCACUGGCCCCCCAUGAGGACCACCAGCAAAGGGAGACCAAAGAGAAUGACCCCAUGGACAGCCAUCAGUCCCAGGAAUCCCCAAACCUGGAAAACAUAGCAAACCCCCUAGAAGAAAAUGUAACGAAAGAAUCAAUCAGUAGUAAAAAAAAGGAAAAAAGGAAACAUGUGGACCACGUAGAAAGUUCACUAUUUGUAGCACCAGGAAGUGUUCAAUCCUCAGAUGACCUAGAAGAAGACAGUAGCGACUACAGCAUUCCUUCCAGGACUAGUCACAGUGACUCCAGCAUUUACCUUCGACGACAUACUCAUAGGUCUUCGGAAUCGGAUCAUUUUAGCUAUGUUCAGUUGAGGAACGCAGCAGAUCUGGAUGACAGAAGAAACCGAAUAUUAACCAGGUACAGUACUCAGAAGCUUACUGAGCUGAUUUUACAGUUUUAUGGCAUCAGAGCAGACAUGAAGAGGGAAAGCAAACAUGCCAGGAUGUCUAUGAAAGCCAACAGCUCAGGAGAAGCCAUGUCACUGGGGAGCCACAGCCCGCAGAGUGACUCCCUGACACAGCUUGUCCAGCAGCCGGAUAUGAUGUAUUUUAUUCUCUUCCUGUGGCUCCUGGUGUACUGCUUGCUGCUCUUCCCACAACUGGAUGUUAGCAGGCUCUGAUACGUGUGUCUGGAUAAUAAAAAAGACAGGACCCUGACCAGGGGCGGGGUUACUUCAUUUUAUUUUGGGUUCUGGGUGGGGCACUUCUACAGACAGUUGAGGACCUCCGAGGAAACUUAGACCCCCUUUCUCGCUAUUGUGGUUUUUUUUUUUUUUUCAGGUUUCCUUUUUUUUCUGGACAACCUGAGCAUGCUUUUUUCUUUGGCUGUGUACUCAAAACUCAGGCAUGCAGCUGGAUCCGUAGGUGGGGUUUUGUCCUUGUGUGCCUUGCUGGGUUGGAUAGGGAGCAUUGUUAGUGAUCAUUAGCCCGCCUGGAUCUUAGCACACCCCACAUUGCAGGUUCACACGCUGGAUGAACUUGAGUUUCUUACCUCUCAGAUGAAGGGCUGCUUAAUGAGAAAGAGGGUGGGCACCCCAGGCCAAGCCCCAGCUGGGGAGAGAGCUGCCACGUUUUCCUCCAAGCGUGGGUGUUUGAGAGAAGGUGCUGGGGUCCAUGCACCUGUCGCAGUCCGGUAACUGGUUGCAUUCACUAGGGGAAAUCCGAGCAGCCAGCUCUGUGUAAGCACAUCCAGGAAUGGCAGAAUCCAGGGAGGAAGGUGAAAGCUGUGUUGAGAGCCACUGUGUGCUCUUUUUCACCCUGUUUUUUUUGUUGUUUUUUUGUUUUGUUUUUUGUUUGAGGGGAGAUAACACUUGAAAUUCAGUUUUCCAUUGAUUGGAUUGAGAUAGAACCAUGAUUUUCAAACCAGAUCGCCAGGGCCCAGCAGGGCCAUAUAAAAGCCAUGAGGAGUGGCUGGGCUGGAAUCAGCUCCCAGCAGUGCUGGAGCUGGGUGGUGGGGUAGCUUCCUGCCCACUAAAGCUUUGGUGCACACCUCCCUCAGAAUGCAUGUCUUGGAACGGGCAUUCUUUGUGGUCACUUGUAAUGGGUUUCUUGAAGAGGCUUUCUGGACAGCACUCCGGGAGCAGGCCAGCACAGGAGGUUUGUGAAAGAAGAGAGGCAUCUCUAGCACCCCUGCCCCCAGUCUUCCUCAGCCCCAGGCUCCCUCUGCUCUCUCCUCCCUGCCAAGACUCAGGUCCGUGGUGAGUCUCUGCAUUGGUUCCUCCUCCCCUUGCUCUCCCCUUCAGAAAGCAUGUACCAGGCAACCCUUAUAAAAUCACAAAUGAGUCAGGAGGGGACUCAGUGAGCAUCUUGUCUAGCUGGACCCAGAGAGACAGAGCAGCUUGACCAAGAUCAUAUAGCCGACCAGGGGCAGACUUGCAGUGAGCACACAGGCACCUGAUGCCCUGUCCAGAGCUGUCACCCCUUGUAGGAAACUUCCACUGGGCACACCAAUGUCCUGAGAAAAAGAUAAAAUGACUAGAUUAAAAUGUCCACAUUCAAGCAAAACCAAAAAGUUUAGACCAACUAUCGACAUUUGUUUUGUUCUUGUAUUUUUCCCAUGAGGAAUUCUUACUCACCUUCAAGCUCAUCCCCAAUUCCUUCUGAAAUACCCUUGACAGCUGCAACAGCUUGUCAUUUGACAUACCAGCGUCGCUCUUACUCCAGGAAUCACGUUUCUUUCUUUGCUAGCCAAGGACUUGCUCAUUUCAAGCAGUGGGUUUCAAGUUUACAGAAUUCCAGCAUGGCCAGAAGAAUUUACAUAGCACAUCUGAGUCGAUGACAGCCAAAAUCUGGCCUCUAAACCAGUCUGAUUAUAGUCUGUCUCCCCUCCUGAAAGAAUUUCAGCCUUCCAACCAGAAAGCUGCUGGGAGCUUGGAGUGAUUCCAUCUGGAAGGCCAAGAGCCCCAUGGAAAAUGAGCUAAUUAAUGAGCUCCCUGGCAUCAAUGAAAGCUCAAAGGUACAGAUAAUAAAGAUUAUGUGAUAGUUUAUAACUCUGGGCACCAUGCAGUCCUUGCCUAAAUUAGAUGCUCGAAGAGCCUGGGAAGAGCCAACCCAAAUGUGAAUCAUUUCAUUUUAUGGGUCUAGACCUUGUUCAGAAAAACCUCUGCAAGAUACUUCUCUCACCUAUUACAACUUGUAAUAUUGUUUAAAACAUCUACUGGCAAGAUGCCUGAAAGUCAUUUGGUUCAGGUUGGCAGUCAACUGAUAUUUUGCAAAGGAAAAAAAAAUCUCAUUUGAGUAUAGGCUUCUAUGGAAGAAGCUGGAUAUAGAAAAUGGAUGUGGAAGUCUGCAGGACAAACCACCCCAUUGCUUGUAAAUUUUUUUUAAAUUAAAAGAAAUACAAUAAGGCUUUUAACAAGAACUAGCAGUCCCCUAAGUCUCGCUGCUUAGAAGUAACCACUUUCAACUCUCUUAUGUUUGCAUUUCUACAUAACGUGCUUACACUUUAUUUUUUAAUUUAGAAACAUCUACUGGCUUGCUGUCACAGUAGAGGAGGAUUUCACUCUUACCAUACCGUGCUUUGGUUUUCCAGUAUAGCUAGAUCACAUCAUUUAGUACAUUUCUAUUAGGUGUUGACAUUACCUGGAGCACUUAAGGAUUGUUGACUCCCAAGCCCAGCAGUGUGUUAUGGUUACAUGUCCUUUCUCCUCCAAAUGUCCCCAUUAAUUUGCUAUUCUCUCUCUUUACUUUUUUUUUUUUUUUGGUGUGGCACAUUCUUUAAUAACUUCCUGAGGAAGAGAACAUGGGAAGUAAAUAUGGUUGUAAAUAUUUUGAGAUUUUUGCAUGACUUAAGAUGUCUGUAUUCUGCCCUUAACAGAAAUGUGGCUGAGCAUAGAAUGACAGGUGGAAAAUAAUACCCUCCCCUAGCCCCUCCCAAGCGUGCUGGUUGAGAUUUCUGAUGCCAUUCUGAUUCCCGUACCUUUAUAUGUGACUUAGGUUUUUUUAUCCACCCUUCCUGGAAACAUUUAAGAUCUCUUUAUUCUUGGUGUUCUGAACUGUCAUGAUGGUGUUGUAUCCCGGGUGUUAAACCUUGUGCUGGGCCUUCAUGGGAAAUUUCUUAAAUUUUCUUGUGAUUAUUUACAUUCUUUCUUUCUGGACCACCUAUUAUUUCAAUGUUGGACCCUCCCCUACACCCAGGCUGAUGCUCUAAUAUUUUUUAUCUUUUCUAUUUUUCGUCUAUGUUUCUGAUCUGCUUUCAGGAAGAAUUAUUCAUUUUUAUCUUCCCAAUCUGAAUGUUUUAUUGAAUUUUUAUUUUCCAAGUUAAUAAAACCUUUGGUUAUUAUCCUGUCUUUGUUUUACAGUGUCCUGCUCUUGAUGCGUGGAUGCAGAUUUUGUCUCUCUGUGGACGUUAAUGAUUGUGGUCUGAGGGGAAGUCUUUUCUGCUCCCUGUGUUGCCCUCAUUUUCUCUGAGUUCUCUUUAUUUUGGUGGUCUCAGUCUCUAUCUUUCACGUUGUGAAUUUUUCUCAAAUAUAUGGUGAUCCUAUGGAUCUGUUCAUGUUUUAAGAGUGAGGCAUCCAAAAGCUGAUUGGAAGUUGUGUGUGCCAACUGGUGAGCUUUUCCACUAGGGUCACCAGGUGGGCACCUGGACUCAUCAUUGGAGAACACUGCCUGUCAGUAUUUGCACGUGUUUUCUCUGGGGCUCAUUCUGUUUCUUGAGAGAUAUUCCCACUACUCUCCUUCCUGGGAAACGGGCAUACACAGGGCUUUUAGCCUAUGCUGAGUACUCAUGUGGUUUCAAAAAUGGUGUCCCAUCUGGGCAGAAGUCCCCAUGAGCACUUGGCUUGACUGGCAAAGGACACCUUUUGCCCCUUCCUCCAGACAUACCCAGCUCUGAGCUUGGACAAUGCUCGAGGAACAAUGAAAAGGCUAGAUUUUAACUCCUAAUUGCCCUCUUUAGCCAAGUGCCUCUGUGCAAUGCACAACUGUAGGACCAUAUCCAGAGACCCUGGUCUAUACUCAGUGUGCCCGAGUCCUGACCGCUGAGCAGGCAGCCUCAUCACCCGUGAGUAUUUAGACUUUCAUUAAGUUGCUUCAACCUUUGCUGUGCCUGGUGUCCCUGAGUUGGAGCUGCUCUGAUUUCUCCAUGGAGUAGGAGCACAGUGGUCAUCUGGCUGCAUGGGAAGGACAGGGGACCUCAGAGCCAAUAAAUGCCCUGGUCUUCAGCCCCAUGUCUCACCCCAUCCCUCCUAUUCCAAUCCCCAAGCCUCUCCUGGAGGCCACAGGGCAUCUCUGCUGACCACUCUGUGGCCUCCCCUCUGCAGGCAUGUGGUUUUAGGAUCCCCCUCCCUGCUCACUUUUCCAUCAGUUCCAUUCCUGCAUAAAUAGGUUGCUAGCUCUUGCUUACUGUUCUCUUCUGUAUUCUGUGUUCAUGGUUGUAUUAAUAUAACUUUCAUUCCUCUGCUCCUAUUUUCAUGGGGUUUCAUGAGGGAAGAAACAGGCUCAUGUGUUCAGUAUACCAUCUUGAUCCAUAAACCCCAUUUGAGUUAUCUCACAGGUUGCUUAGGGGGCUUGCUGCUCUGACUGGUUUGUGAACGUGCCCUGAGUCCAGCUGGGACUGCAGCAACAUCCAUCCUGUUGAGCUGUGGUCUGCUAAGUGAUUUUGUGUAAUGCUGUGCCAAGUGCAGGAGAGGGAUACAUAGCAUGGCUAAGCUCUGCUUGAAUGCCAUGAUUAGUUAUUACCUUCCUUCCUUCCCCCUGGUUUUGCUGCCUAUUGUCAGUAAAUGAUCUUAGAUCUCCUGCCUCCCCAAAGAUAUAGUCUAUGUGGUGGUCUGGGUUCUAGGUUUUCUUUACCACCCUUGCUUCACUUAAGAAACAGAAAACUGGCUAGGCACAGUAGUGGCUCACACCUAUAAUCCCAGCCCUUUGGGAGGCCAAGGCAGGAGGAUCGCUUGAGGCCAGGAAUUCAAGACCAGCCUGCACAACAUAGCAAGACUCCAUCUCUACAAAAAGUUAAAUUUAAAUUAGUGGUGGCAUACACUUAUAGUCCCAGCUACUCAGGAGGAUGAGGCAGGAGAAUUGUUUGAGCCCAUGACUUUGAGGUUACUGUGAGCUAUGAUCCUGCUAUUUUACUCCACCUGAGUGACAGAGCGAGACGCUGUCUCAAAAAUAAAGAAACAAGUAGUCCACACAGGUGUUUGCCAGCAAACAAACAGCGCGGAUUCUCUGUUGAACGUGGCCAACAUUGCCUCGUCGAAGUUUGUAUCUUGCCAUAGUUGAUGAUCAGGUGGUCGGGGCUUCCUGGUCAGACCUGACCUUUGUGGGGAGAUGUUCUCCCACCAAGGCUCAGAAGCAGGACACUCUUGCUGCCCCUCGGGCAGCCACCCAGAACAUGGGCGUCUCCAUUUCUGAGGUUCAGCAUAGUUCCCCCCACCCUCUUCCCAUGCAGUGCAUGCCUGCUCUUUAUCAGGAUGGAACAGAGGGAAGGCAGAGGCACUGGGGGCAGCCUGUGUUGUUGAUCUCUGUAAGUCACAGACUGUUCGAAAACCUCAGGAAUUAUGUAAGCGUUCAGUGCCUCAUUUAAGAGAUGAAAAACUGAAGAUUAGAAAGAGGAAACGACUAGUCGCCCUGCUAGUUGAUGACCUCCAGAUAGCCAUCUUCAUUCCCAGUUAAGUUUACUACAAAACCACAGCCUCAGCUGCUGAAGCUAACCUCCCUACCCACCAUCGCUAGGGACUCAGAACACCAUGGAGCUCAUCUCUCCAACAAAAGUCAGAAUUAGCAAGUACAGAUGUGUCUUACGAAAAUGUCAGAAUCCAUCAUGGCUGCUUUGGUGAGGAGCUGUUCUCCUUCCGUGGUCAUGCCAUUGGAAGGCAGUUGUAUGACAAGAAUGCUUUCACAUGAGCUCCGAUUUUCUUAACUCUCCAGAAGGACUUCAGAAGCCUCUGGAGUUUUGAGACACGGCCUCUCUCUCCCUUCUGCUUGGAGACACCUUCCUGGGGGUCUCCACUGCAUUCCCCGCCGGUAUUCCUCUGUGGAGCCUUGCGCCCUCAGGUCCCAGAAAUGGGCUGUGUGGGAGCUUCCAGUCAGCCUGGUAUCUCGGGACCUUCUCAGCCAGGAAAUGAGACUGCACAAAGCCCUGUGAGGCCCAGCUGUGUUAUUUCUCCUUCCCCGACAUUGCAUAAUCACUGCUGACACAGCAUUUGGGGAAGAUUUAACGUCUUGGGCCAGCAGCUGCCAUCUGGAACCAUCACCACAUAGCAGGUUGUUCUGUCCCAUCCAACUGAUGAGGGGGCUGCCCUAAUGACAAGGUCCAGGACCUGGGUUGGGUGGUGGAAGGCUGGGAGCUGGAGUGGGCAUUAUUGUGCUUCUGUGCUGAAAAUUGCUAUGGCUCUUUUCCCCUAACAGCCAGCGUGGGAGAACCAAACAUGAGACACAAGCAUCCCCUUGAGCUCCACAGAUCUUGCGCCUUGCUCUCAUCAGGCAUUUCCUUGGAAAACAGCAGUCAGCAGCUCAUGGAAGUGAGCCCGGUGCACAGACUUUGCAUGGACUUUGCACAGGUUCCAUUUCCAUCGUGUGCAGACACCUGUAUCUUUGGGCUCCACGUGAGCACCUGCCCUCUUCACUCUGAUUUUUUUUUUAAGAGACAGCAUCUUACUCUGUCACCGAGGCUGGAGUACAGUGGUGUGAUCACAGCUCACUGCAGCCUGAAACUCCUGGGCUCAGGCAAUCCUCCUGCCUCAGCCUCCCAAGUAGCUGGUAGUACAGGUGCAUGCCACCACGCCCACCUAAUUUUUUUAUCUUUUAUAGAUACAGGUCUCACUGUUGCUCAGGCUGGUCUCGAACUCCUGGCCUCAAGUGAUCCUCCUGCCUUGGCCUACCAAAAUGCUGGGAUUAUAGGCAUGAACCACUGUGCCUGGCCUUCACUCUGAUUUUUCUUAAGAGUCCUACAGGACCUUCAGGUCUUGUCACUUCUCUACCAUUGUGUGUGAGACAGGGCAUGGGGUGAGCUUGGUCAGGUGUGGGUCAAAAGCCUGGAGACUCAGAGCUGCUGGUUCCCCAAGAGCCCACAAAAGUUAUCAGAGUUUCUGAGCUGAGUGUUCUGCAGUUGCCAGACCCCACAAUGCUGGGAAUACUGGCUUCUUUGUGUUUAGAACUUGUUCUGAGAACCUUGAUGAGAACACAUCAAGCAAGCAGUUCCUCCCAGCCAGGGCUGGAGCAACAUGCCAAAAAACAUUCUUGUCUAUGGGAAAAAGACAACCAGUAUUUUGUACUGUUUGACCAAGUUGUUUUUAAAUAUACACAUGCCUCAACAAUCCACGGCCUCAAUCGCACUGCUAAUUUGUUUAAAUCCCUGACACUCAGAUGUCAAGAAUAGCUUCAUCUAGCAGUGUUCUCUUUAAAGGAACCCUUUUUUUUGUUUUCAUUUUAAUCACUGCCUUCUUCUCUGGGAGGUAUUGUGGGCUAGAGAAAGAAGUCAGGUUUGGGAGUCAGCCAGAUUUAGAUUGGAGUCCCAGCUCUGUCACCAGAUCUCUGGGUGAUCUUGGCAAACUAACUUCUGAGCUUCUGUGCAUUAUAGGCAUUCAGCACAUAUUUGUUGGAUGAAAAAUACUUUUCUUGAAAGUUUAUGAAGUUGUAGGAUGCCCAGCAGCCCCCUUUUCUCUAUUUCCUUCCUCUUGAAGCAAGCGUUGACUAUACCUCUUUCCCUAACCCUUAGUGUACCAUAGCUUCUUCCAACCUCUCUCCAAUCCAUUACUUUUUUCUGAGCUACCCUGUCUCAAAUCUAACUCAGGCCUUUUUGCAAGAGGAAGUUUAAGCCAUUGUUUACUCAUUAACUCACUUGACCCUUAGAACAAUCGUGGGAGGUGUUUAUUUCGGAAAGGAAGCUAAAGCACAGGACAGAAAAAUAAGGUCAUAGCGUGAACUAGUAAGUAGCAGAACUGGGAACAUAGGACUGUUAUUUUCAAACACUCUAAACUUCACUGCAGUUGCAAAUUUGCAACCAAAAUGGCCGCCUUGAAAGGGUCUUUUGCAGUAAAAUCUCAGUGUCCAACAUCAAAGACAGUUCUUCAGGGCCUCCAAUUAACUAUACAUCCUGCCCCCAGCUGCUCAUCUCUGCACCUCUAACACGUACUUCACAGAGUAGGAAAUUGGGCUUUCUCCUUCAAAAAGAAAAGUAGAGAAGGCCUGAGGGCAGUGUAAUUAAAAUGGAGAAGUAGAGACCACGAAUUACUUGGAUGAAUUCAUAACUGGUUGGUCUCUGAGGCAGGGAUUAUUAUUUUUCCUGUAUUUUAAGCUUAAAAGUAGUGAUUUUUGCAUUGUUACAAAAAACAAAAUAGCAAAAUAUCAUUUGAUACUUGUAUUCUGUUUGCAAUAGCUACCACUUCCUUUAGCCCCAGCAAAAAUCAAUAGGUGUGUAUUCUCUACAAGCCCAUGCUGUGCCAGAAUGCCAGUAUUGCUAAAUGUCAUGCAAGGAUUUAGACACUUUUUUAAAGGAAACUCUGGGAGUGCCUGUUGUCUGGAGAGUUGACAUUGUCCAAAGCAGGCCAACACUGGUAUGGGUAUGGAGAACCCACGUCCUAGCUGUGGCUCACCUGCAGAUGCCUUGAAUUUACCUCUCUGGGUUGGAAGUGGGAAGACUUCUUUUAAAAGUCCUUUCUAAGUUUAAAAAUCCAAAGGUUACGAAGGUAGUUUUUAUUUAUCUCAAUAAGUGGCCUAUUUGCUUAAAGCAAGUGUACCUCUGUAUAUCAGCCCAAAGCUUAGGGCAGUGCUUCUUGGCUUUAGUAUCUGAGAAAGGUGCCUUUGGGAAGAGUUUGGUCAGACAGAAGGUAGUCUGAAUCUUAAAGGUUUCAGAUGAAUGUUUGAAGUAGAACCUGGGAAAUCUGCUUCCUAGGGCUGUUAGAAGGAAAUUGGUCUCCUUAAAUUACGUCAGCAUCUGAGGCAGUUUCCUAAGGGAAUUUCUUUUAAAUUCAAAAGUUCAACUGCAGGAAUAAAUAGCUGUACAGGACUAGAUCUUCCCAUCCCUCAUCUUUUCCCCUUCCCCGAGUAACGACUCAAAAAGGCUUCUGAAAUUCUACUCAGAAUCGGAGCCGUUUGCAUUCCAACAAGGAUCCCUUAAGCCAAAUGCUGGUGUGUUUGUGUAGAAUGUCCCUGGGGUAGGGGCGGUAGCUGUGGGGAGGGAAUGUGGUGCAGGGGACACCUGCCCUCUGCCCUUGAAAUUGCACCAUAAGAUGCUGCCUAUGUCACUCACAGUGGUGCUGAUACUAUCCGCCAAAGACAAAUUGUGAACACGGAAAAAUGGUCGUUCCCUACUGUACAUCCUCAGGACAGACUUAACUAAACUUGGAGACAGGAGAUUGUUCAGACCAUAUUGUAGUGGGUGGUGAUCAUUGUUUUAUUUUGGGGGAGUCUGGUCUAUUGAGCAGAUUGAAUGUUUCCUUAUUGUGCAGGGCUUAAUUGACUAUGUCUGAAAGUUUUUACUGAGAGCUCUAAGAAAACUAUUGAGGAAAAUGAAAUGUUAUUUUGUAGUACAAGGAUUAUUUUUGUCUAUUUAGGAUAUACAUAGCUGUAGCUUUGUAAAAAAAAAGAUCUUUAUAAACAAUAUAUGAAUGUGCCGUCUUAUUUAUUGAUUACUGUAAAUUAAGAUAUAAAUGGCUAUUUGAAUAAUUUAUACCUGUGGGAAUUAACUGGAGUAUUUGUUAUUUGACUGUUUUCUAUUAAGGAAUAUUAGGCUUGGUGCUAUGAUGAAUGAUCUUGUAAAAUCAUGUGUAUUCUUAAGAAAAUUUUUGAAUAUAAAUUUCUUGAACUGA